Molecule: messenger RNA, 4689 nt
Organism: Ylistrum balloti
Lineage: Eukaryota; Metazoa; Mollusca; Bivalvia; Pectinida; Pectinidae
Exons: 9
Coding region: 1-4689 (1562 amino acids)
Cellular component (GO): extracellular region
Molecular function (GO): chitin binding
Source: RefSeq, a predicted model, not a curated record
AUGACAACCUAUAACAAUACAUACACAGUCAGACGAGAAAAAACUCCAGCUGGAGACAUUUUCGGAGAACCAGCAUCCUGCUUAGUUCAUAUGUGUGGUGAGGUUCAUAUUCUAGGCUUCAGGAGGAUGACUUGUGAACCACUAGGACCUGUUGAUACUGGCACUGUUGAUUCUGAAGUUAAUGUGACUACGUCAAAUGCAUCCGACACCUUUGGUAAUGUGACAACACUUGAUGAGGCUGGCGAAAGUAAUUCCACUAGUCCCAUGAACAAUACUGAUUUAGAAACCAACACAACGACCAACGUUACGUCGGAUGAUGUCAGUAGCGGUAAUUCUACAGCAGACAAUGUGACAUCCGAUUCCUUAAUAGAUGGAAAUGCAACGUCAUCAUAUAACGCUACUAUAAAUAAAUCAGAUGACAACUCAACAUUUUCAGACAGUGCUACAACCCUGGAUGAUAAUGCGACGCUUUCAAAUAGCAAUGCAUCCGUCGAUGAUGACAACACCACUGUGUCUGAUAGUAAUACAACUACACUGGAUGACAAUACGAAUAUGUCAAAUAUUAAUGCCACGGGUUCUGAAAGCAAUAAGAUGGCAGAAAAUAUUACCAUGUCAAGCAAUAUGACUAAAUCAGACGAAAUAACACCACCAAACAAUUAUACUUCGUCAGAUGAUAUGACAAAUGUGGCUCGGGAUGACUUGUUUUCCGUGAAUGUGACGACAAGUAAUGAAACAGACAUCGUAAUUGGAGGAAGCUUGAACUCAUCCUAUUUGGGUAAUACAAAUAUCGAUAUCAAACCCGAUUCUGGGUCCGCUACUACUACCGAUGCUGUCAUUACUACUCCAGACAUGUCAGAUUCUGGCAGUAUGGUAGAUAACACAGGGCUAGGCCAAUCUCCCUUCGAUAUCCCCCCGAGCGGAGGUGUUGACCCUUUCGAUGAUCCUUUUGGUAAUCCAUUUGGUGAUGGUGCUGAUGGUGGUGAUCCUUUUGGUGAGGAUAUCUUUGGUCCAGACAAUACUCAGUUUGAUUUAUGUACUGAACCUCCAUGUGAGCCUCCGGUAGAAAUCGUCACUACUCAAAGGCCUGUCACUCAACCACCUCCUCCACCGCCACCUCCCCCGCCCGCUGCAGCAUCAAAAGCAUUUGAUAGUUUGUUCAAAGACCAAGAAAAGUUUGAACUGAAGAGGCUUCCACAAUUUUCACUACCAGCUGCAAAAUCAGAGGUUCAAGCCAAAAACAGGCAAGAUGUUUUCGCGGAAAAAAGGGAAAUGAAAAUUGCGAGAUUAAAGAAUAUGUUUAAAUUAUUUAAUGCUGGAAUUCCCGCUUUCGGUGGUGUCAAUUUUUUUAACCCAACAAAGGAAUUUUCCUCACUUGCCCACAAUACAGGAAAUGUCCUAAAUUCUCAAGAAAGUAGUUCAAAGCAAAGAGACAAUAUUGAUCAAAUUUCAACUAAUGAUAAUAUGUUUAGUUCAAAUCGAGUAACUGAACCUAUUGUUAAUACUAACACGAACUUCGGUAAUUCUAAUACGAAAACAGCUUCUGAAAAUUUUAUCCAAAAACCUGCCGUUCCUAAAAACGUAUUCACCGCACCCUCUUUACCGAAUACCGCCGCUGGUGUACCUACACAGAUAGAUAGUAAAAGUGAAGUUGUAUCAAAUGGGGUUGCUCCUCCUCCUCCCCCUCCCCCUCAGCUUGAUAAAUCUAUAAGUAAGGAUGCCACAUUCGCUAAGUUCUUUGGGCAAGGAGAGCCAAGUGAGCCACAGAGAACAAUUAUUGAAUCUACCAAACCGGCCGUAAAGACUAGCCAACCCUCUAAUGUAAAUAGUAGAACUGUCAAUUCUGGAAACCAGCCAUUCGCAUGGCCAUAUCAGGUAUCAGGUUCGUCACGCGUAGCCACACAGACUUCCGCCGCUCAGAGGGUUUCUAGUAGUCUGGUGAAUGAUGCUGCUCCGAUAUCAGGUUGGCUAGAUACGACACCUUUCUUGAGUGAUACCGCUGGCGGCAGGGUAAUUGACACUGCAAUUAUGUCCCCUGGCCCCAUUUCAACAAAUACAUUAGAUAAGCAACUCGGCCUCGCGGCAUCACGAAUAGGAAUUCCCUUUGUUGGACUAGGAGAUAUAGCGGAAACUGUUAACAGCAAAAGAUCGUUUACGAACAUAGUUGACAAGGCUUCACCUGGAAGAGUUGCAGUUCCAAAAAGCAGUAACAACAGUCCCCCAGUAGCACCUGGUGUACCGAUGAACCCUGACAGUUUAUUUCAAAGCCCUCCGAUGAAUGUUAAUACAAAUCCCUUUUCUGCUAGACGUCCUGGUGUCCCAAUUUGGGAUCAGUCUGACCCUGCACUUGUCGAGUUCGGUACUCCAGGUCGUUCGUCUUCAUCAUCAAGCAAUCAGCAAAUAGUUGAGACGUGGAAGAACGCACAACUUCCAACUUCUGGUUCAAGUAUUCCUCGAAAAACUGGAUCGGCAAGUCAACAAAAUAAACCACCAAGUAGAGAUCCGCCUUUCAUAUUUUCUCCUAAGCCAUCAUCAAACUUAGGGAGAAACUUUUUUGAUAACACACGCCAAUUGCCUGAUGUUAGACAAACACAACCUUCUCCAUCAAAACCACAAGCGCCAGUGUUUCAACCAUCACAGUUUGUACAACCUCCUCCACCGAAAAACCUACCAUUUUCAAAUCUUGAUAUGGCGGACUCUGGAGGGAUACCACCCCCUCCCCCACCUCCAGGAAGAAUUGGUUUCGACGCAUCUGAAAUAUUUGCUAAGAUUACAAGUGGAUCAUUUGGAAGAUCUGGGACAGGUGAAAGUGUAAUCACAACAAAACGGUCACCUAGAUUUGUCCAAAAUAAAAUCUCUACACUAAAUAGGGAUGCUACUUGGGACAACACAUUCUUCAAUCAACCAUCCAUAGAUAAAAAGUCGUCUGUUGGUUACAGGACUUUGGAUCUGCUUCCAAAUUCAGGGAGUUUUCCGUCUGAAACAGGAAUUGCUAUAAAGCCUUUCCAAAACACCAAUAUUCAAUCGAAUCAUGCAAACCCGUCAAAUACUGGUUCCCUACCAGAUGUUUCUAUUAUGCCAUUUGUAUUAAGUACCACAACGCCAGAUGGACUAUCAGCAACAAUGUUUCCUGAAACAACAAGUGCAUUACCGCCUUCCAUGGAUUCUCAAAUAGACAGUAUUCUUCGUAGUACUACUCCUUCAGAGGUUAGUACUUCCGUUGAUAUGUUGAACGUCCUAAUGGCAGAAACUACUACUGCUUCCGUUGCUAGAGCGAGUGAACCUGUAACAACUGCUGCGGAAGUUGUCGUUCCCUCCUCAACUUUAAAUUUUGAACUUCAGGGAUCUGAGUCAACUACCAGCAGCAUAGAAACAUCUGAUGCAAAUAUAAACUCAGUCGUCGAAAAUCAGACACCAGCAACAAAACUAGACCAAGAGACUAAUCCGGUAGUGACUAGCGAGGUAUUUCAAGCUGGCGGUCAGGCGCAACUGCAGGAGUUUUCUAACGCAGCAGAAAUUUGCCGAAACUGUAACUUCAUCAACGGCUACUGUCGACUUGAGUUACCUGGCAACUGCAACAGGUUUAUUGAGUGCUCAAAGCAUGAUAAGGAGGUGCGAGCUUUUGAGAAAGAAUGUUCUCAUGGACUCUUCUGGCAUCAAGGCAACCUGACUUGCGAGCGUCCUCUUCGUGUCAAAUGUGAAUUUGAUCCCUGUUUAAAUCGUGGUGUAUCGAAUCAUACGUAUAUAGGAAAAUGUCGGGCCUACUGGAGCUGUAAGAGAAGCUAUUCGAGUGCCCGUUGCUGUGCCAAAGGGUACGGUUACGGGCUUCAGGACGGCACUUAUGGCUGUAUACCAAUGCCGGAUUGCCAGGACGAUGGACACUGUAUGUCCAAGGAAGAGAGAGCUAAUUUAACGCUUAUCAACGCAAAAAAACCUAAAGAAUGUAACUUGCUGGCCAAUCCAUCCGACCUCUUUAGCUACAAGCGAGGGUCUCUGACUCUCCCAUGUGCUCCAGGAACACGUUUUGAUCAGGAACAAUGCACGUGCAUUACAAGUCAAGCUGCGCCGAUUUCCAGAGUCUGCGAGAAAGAUAUGUUCCUUGACUUCGAAGGAGACAUGGGAUCAGCUUUUAGAGACAAAUCUGGUCGCGGCAACACAGUCCAUGAAAACAAUGUCUGGACAGACAAUCAAGGCAUCGCUAAAUUCAACAAGGGCAGCACAAUCACGUUAUGGAAAUACUCUAAUCAGAACAUCGGAUCAUCUAUUGCAAUCACUCUCCGUUUUCUGUCAUAUCGCUACACUUCCCGGAUGCAGACUUUGUUGUCUAAUUGUGAUCAGAAAUCCGGAAUAGCUGCUAUAGAUAUCACAUUAGACACAUGGAAAAGUGUAGUCGAUUUCAAAAUUGAAACUACUCAAAGCCCAGGAAAUAAGAUUACUUUACCAUAUAAGGCUCUACAAUGGAACAAUGUUACUUUGAUAUAUGACGGAGGAAGUUUCGUAGCAGCAGUCGACGAUGCAUAUGAACUUAUGUUCAUUCAAGGUGAGAUACCCAGCAAGCAUCCACCCCUUGUGAUAGGAGGAUGUUCUGCGAAGACAAGGGAAGGCUUGUUCGGACUUGUUGAUGAUGUAUCAAUCUACAACGGCUGUAUACCAGAAGAUCUUAAAAACCGUUACCUAUUCGCUAGAAGAUAA